AUGUCGAAAUGGAGAUCAGUAACAAGUGGUGUCCCUCAGGGGUCUGUGUUGGGACUGAUGCUGGUCAAUAUCUUUGUUAAUGACAUAGACAGAGGGAUUGACUACGCCCUCAGCAAGUCUGCAGAUGACACCAAGCUGAGCGAUGCAGCUGAUGUGCUUGAGGGAAGGGCUGAUGCAGCCCAGCAGUUUCAGUAUGCAGUGAGAGUUAUUGGAAGCAACUUUGCUCCCACCGUUGAACGGGAUGAAUUUCUUGUAGCAGAGAAAAUCAAGAAAGAACUUGUACGACAAAGAAGGGAAGCAGAUGCUGCUUUGUUUUCAGAACUCUACAGAAAACUCAGUUCACAGGGCAUUUUGAAAAACAAAUGGUCAAUACUCUACCUCCUGCUUAGCCUUAGUGAGGAUCCACGUAAGCAGUCUAACAAGGUAUCAAGUUAUGCCACACUUUUUGCUCAAGCAUUGCCACGGGAUGCUCACUCAACCCCUUAUUACUAUGCCAGGCCUCAAAGCCUUCCGUUGAAUUACCAAGACCGCAGUGCUCAGUCUGCCCAGAGUUCUGGCAGCAUGGGAAGCAGUGGGAUCAGCAGCAUCAGCCUGUAUGCCCUGAAUGGGCCAACGCCAACUCCGCAAUCACUCCUUCCAGGGUAAAUUAAACUGAUUUACCUUACAAAUAGUUUGGGGGAAUACU
Molecule: messenger RNA, 685 nt
Organism: Pelecanus crispus (Dalmatian pelican)
Lineage: Eukaryota; Metazoa; Chordata; Aves; Pelecaniformes; Pelecanidae
Source: RefSeq, a predicted model, not a curated record